AUGCGAAUUCCAUUUUAUACUGUUUCUGCGGAAUACCUAGGUUUUUUCGUAGCAUUUAUUACUAAUGUUACAUUAAUCUACUUAAUCAUAACAAGAACUCGACAGAACUUUGGUUCAUACAAGUACUUAAUGCUAUGGUUCGCUGCAUUUUCACUUUGGUACUCCAUAAUUGAUAUUCUAACUCAACCAGCAAUGCAUUCAUAUCUCAAUAGUUUUAUUGUAUUUUGUGCAAGUUGGUUUAAGUAUGAUCCCCUAUUGGCUUCAAUAAUUAUCCCAACUUACUGCACUUCAUACGGACUAACACUGGUCCUGCUUGCCAUUCAUUUCGUCUAUCGAUAUAUUGCGAUGAUCCAUCCAAACGAAAUUCGUUGGUUCAAAUAUCCACGUGCACUGAUUGUCGGAUCUCAAGGCGAAAUUCAAAUUCAAUGGAAAAGUUGUUUGGCAAUGACCAAUGUAUAUUGCAUUGCAAUAACUACUCUUGUUACAAUAAUGUCUCUGGGCUAUUCUAUAUAUAUAAAGAUGCAGUCAGUUAACGACAUGGUAGCAGAAAAGACACGAGCACUUCAAAGGCAACUGUUCCAUGCACUUGUACUUCAGACAAUUGUUCCAAUCAUCUUUAUGUACACUCCAACAACGAUCCUAUUCUUAUGCCCUAUAAUUGGUGUUGAGCUAGGAAUGAUUGCAAACAUGACUUCAGUUUGUUUGGCUCUAUACCCUGCUUUAGAUCCUUUAGUUGUUAUGUACUUCAUUAAAGACUACCGCAGUUAUUUGCUCAAAAAAAUGAAUAUUUCGAAAAAAGUAUCAACAGUGACCGGAGCAACUUCCGUCUUCAGGAACGAGGAUGAGAUCAUUUGA
Messenger RNA from Caenorhabditis elegans, 855 nucleotides. It is a transcript of the gene str-94, whose product is annotated as Seven TM Receptor. The coding region runs from base 1 to 855 and encodes 284 amino acids. The record is from RefSeq and is marked reviewed. The transcript has 6 exons. Gene Ontology annotation, biological process: detection of chemical stimulus involved in sensory perception of smell. NCBI's taxonomy places the organism in Eukaryota, Metazoa, Nematoda, Chromadorea, Rhabditida, Rhabditidae.